Molecule: messenger RNA, 1769 nt
Organism: Nerophis ophidion (straightnose pipefish)
Lineage: Eukaryota; Metazoa; Chordata; Actinopteri; Syngnathiformes; Syngnathidae
Gene: phf13
Product: PHD finger protein 13
Exons: 5
Coding region: 266-1231 (321 amino acids)
Biological process (GO): mitotic chromosome condensation
Molecular function (GO): chromatin binding
Source: RefSeq, a predicted model, not a curated record
AAGACUUGUGGGCAGGCUGCUGGUGACAGGCGAGUAACCAUUGACUAGUAAUAACCAGUAAUAACCAGUAAUAACCAGUAAUAACCUAGUGACCAGUAACGCUCCCUAACCAGACGUUACAUACUAGCUUCACGGCGACUCUUUUCACUGUGCCAAAUAUUUGUGACUUGUAAGCUCUCCGUUAUCUGUGUCAGUCAGGUCAGGUGUGACACUGGCAGCUAGUUAGGCGCUAAGCUGCACUUCAAACAGGUUAGGAUUCAAAAAGAUGGGUGACAUCAAGCCGUCGACGUCUCACGCUUUGCAGUCGGAGGGUUUCAAUCCACCUUACAGGAAGAGAAAGAGAACAGUGGAGGAUUUUAACCAGUUUUGCACAUUUGUCCUGGCUUAUGCUGGUUACGUCCCAUACCCCCAAGAGAACUCUUCCCUGCGCAGUACGUCGAGCCCCCCCAACAGCACUGGAAGCACGGUUGACAGUGACGGCUGGACCCCGGGCCCCUCAGCGUUUUGUCCCCAACGGCCCCCCGCGGGCCCCCUGGACCGGAGCAGGAAGUGUCCCCAGCUGGACAUCAGCACCAGAAAAGAUUUUGCCUUUCCGCAGCACACUUUCCCCGGCCCGCAUCCAGACGAGCGCAGGAACCGCGAGAAGCUGAAGAAGAAGAAGAGGAGGAUGGAGAGGGAGCUUCAGAGCGAUGAGGAAGAGGAGCAGUCUCAGCUGGCCGUCGCAGGGCCGCAGACUCCCUUCUCCUUCAGAGGCUUGCCUAUAAAAGAGGAGCCGGGCGACGACGUCAGCAUUUCCCUCCAGCCUCCGCUCACGUCGGCCCCUUGCAAGGAGGAGCCCACAGAAGCACCACCUGAGAUGGAGCAGGUGUGGGAGAAGGUGAAGGAGCAGAAAGGGAGCAGCCCCUCAGCCAACAGAACAGUGUUUCGUCAGGGCAAGCAGGUGGUGUUCCGCGACGAGGAUGGCUCAGGAGAGGAUGAGGACAUCAUGGUGGACUCGGACGACGACUCCUGGGACCUGGUGACGUGUUUCUGCAUGAAGCCCUUCGCCGGCCGGGCCAUGAUCGAGUGCAACAGGUGCAACACCUGGAUCCACCUGUCCUGCGCCAAGAUCCGCAAGAGCCACGUGCCUGAAACCUACGUGUGCCAGAGCUGCCGAGAGAGCCACGCCACCCUGGACGCCCGCCGCUCCCACCGCUCUCGCUUCGGUCCGCGGAAGCACCUGCUCGAGUGACCUGACCGUUUCAGCUGUGGACCUGCAGACUCAGUGCAUGCUGGGAAGUGUGGCUGUGCACUGGUUGAACAGGCCGCUGACAGGUGUGUUCACCUGAAAGUGCACAAGUGGGUGAUUGGGUGGAGCCAGGCAGGCUGGGACGCUGCUCCAGUAUUAAAAUGACACUUGAAGUCUUCCUACCUGGUCCACAAAAUACUUCUUUAUAGCCCUUACUUCCACACACCAAGGGGGAUCCAUACAAGGACUCCUGGACUCAUUCAGGACUAAGUGGAAUAUACAAGGACUCCUGGACUCAUUCAGGACUAAGUGGAAUAUACAAGGAUUCUGCAGGUGAUCAUGUUUUUGUGAGAAGAGAGUGGGAACAUAGUCUUCAUCUUAUCACUCACCUGUGGAACAUGUUGAUUGUUGCUCUAGUGGCUUCUUGACCUUUGGACAACUUCAUUUAGCAGUUUGUGUGGGCCAGGGGGGCCCAAACUUUCUGACUCGGGGCCACAUUGGGUAAAAACUAUAUGGCAGGGGGUGCAUAUUUUGUUAGUGU